Hemibagrus wyckioides is the source of this 7214-nucleotide messenger RNA. It is a transcript of the gene kdm6bb, whose product is annotated as lysine (K)-specific demethylase 6B, b. The transcript is spliced from 21 exons. Gene Ontology annotation, cellular component: MLL3/4 complex. Gene Ontology annotation, molecular function: histone H3K27me2/H3K27me3 demethylase activity; chromatin DNA binding; RNA polymerase II cis-regulatory region sequence-specific DNA binding. Bases 280 to 5322 code for a protein of 1680 amino acids. The record is from RefSeq and is a predicted model, not a curated record. Lineage: Eukaryota; Metazoa; Chordata; Actinopteri; Siluriformes; Bagridae. Gene Ontology annotation, biological process: heart development; regulation of gene expression.
UCUGUCUGCUGGAGGGGGAACAAACAGGGUGGAAGAGAGAGACAGUGUGUGUGUGAGUGAGAGACAGACAGCGAGUGAGUGAGACAGAAAGAGAGAGUGAGGGGAGGGGGAGAGGGGGACUAGUGUGCAGGAAGAAAGGAAAGAAAGAAAGAAUGAAGGAACUGCAGUCAUCUGUGUGACACCGUCUGUCUGUCAGAAACUGGAAGUGAAGUCAGGUGCUGUUGUUGUGGUGUCACACUUCUGCACUGGAGGGAUCCCCACACACACUAGUGUGGCUGGAUGUAUCACACAGAGCACCAGUAUUCUGGCCGGUACUCAUGGGACUCCUUCCCCUCUGGCAGUUCCAGCAGGGCUUCAUGGGCUCCCGGCUCCAGCCGGCACUUGCCCCCUCCAUCCAGGGGCAGUGGUGGAGGGUACCAGUCAACCCUGAGCCAUGCUUCAGGAAGAAACUAUCACAAAGCUUAUAACAAUAGACCUCCUGAGUUCAGCAGGCACAGACUUCAUGAUCACCCCAGAGAGAGAGGGCCAAACAGUAGAGAUCGGGUUGCAUCAUGGUCUUGGGGUUCGAAUCAGCACCAGAACCUGGAUCGGGCUGCUCUGAAUGGAUACAGCUCAGGAUGUGGAGGACGUGUUCCCAAUAAUCAGCCUCCAAGGUAUGGAGGCCCUCACCAGCAUUAUCGGACCCCAAUGACAGAAAGAUGGAGUCCAGUAGCCUCGUCCAGAUCCUUUCAAAGUCCCUCCCUUAAACGUCCAGCCCCCCGAAAACCGUCACCAUCAAGAGAUGACUGUCUCAGCAAGAGGAACAAAAGUGACAGCUCACACCAGGCUCUUCCCUCAAAAAUGAAGCACCCCAUGCCUAUGAGUCACCCUCCCUUGUCUCAUCUCCCUCGCACCUGUAGCCCUCCAUACCGCAGUGAUGCCCAAUGGAGUCAGUCAAAUAAGAGACAGUCUGCUUCAGGCUUUCAGGAGUCAAGUCAUUCCAACAGCAGAGAUCACCUUUACAGGAACCAUCCGGUGCUCUCAUCUACCCUCAGUGGUCCUGGCCAAGAUUUCCACAGCUCAAAGUCCCUAAAAUUUGGCCACCUACACUCUUAUGGCCACCAAACCCAUGAUCACCUGGGACCCCAUGGAACCAAAGGGGACUGGGAGCGUUCUGUUCCGCCCUCACCAGCAAACCUUACCAGAGUGCCUUAUAGCCCCCAGCACCAGCCUCCAGUGGGCCCACACAGGCACCCAGUACCUCAUGCCAGCCGUGGUUCACCCACACCAGCCUGGAAGGACAAGCAGAGCAGUGAAACCAGGGGCUCUGGGCUAGGGCCUGAAGAGCGGCAACAACUGCAAGGGAUGAAAGAGGGAGGGCGGUAUCAUAGCACCCCAAAACACAUCCAAGUCCAUUGCAGCCCUGAAGGCAGAAGUGUUCGACAUGGCACCACAUGCGGGAGAGCAAGCCUGUCCCCAAGCCCUGAAUCUGGGUCUAGCUCUCAGAGGCCAGAAGGGAAGAAAAUCAGGGUUUCUAAACAUCGAGCUCCAUCAAAUUUCACUAAACCCAGCUACUCUAACCACAGUGGCCAGGAGAGCCAAAUGCGUCGGCUAGAUACAGACACGUUAAAGCAUGUUGAAAAUAAGAAGCGACACAGAGAACGAGAGAAAAGACAAGAGAGGAAAGGGAAGGAGGGGGCAGAUGAACGAAAGGCAAGGAUACUAAGAAAACUUGAGGCAAAGAAAAAGAAAAAGGAGAGGCAAGAGAAAAGGAGUCACCGGGAAAGGAAAAGAAGCCAUAGAAAAGGAGAGACAGGGGGACAGUCCGAGAGAAAAACUAAAGAUGAGAGGAAAAGAGCAAGGAAGGCAGAGAGAAAUAGCAUCAAGAAAGGGGAGAAGGACCAUUCAAAAAGAGAAAUAUCUCCCCAGACUCCUUCUUGUGAUUCACUGAGUAAAAGUCCAGACUCAGCCAUCUCUGAGUCUCUGCCAGUGGCAGCUUUUUCAGACACAUCACUGUGUAUUCCCAAAUACACAAAACAUGAAGAAGAGGAGGAGUUCAACUGUGACUCUGACUCUUCACACACCUCAGGGUUUAUUUCGCCCUCCACCCCACCUCGAACAAAUCAGAACCAUCCUCUUCAGUGUCAAUCAAAGGAUUUUGCCAAUAAUGUAACCUCAGAAAAUGACAACAACCUGCCAUCCUCUGAGCCUACAUGUCCAAACACCAGCAGUUUUCGGUCUCAAGACAAGCAGCUUGACCAGGAGGAAAUUACCUCUGAACCACCUGCUAGCAGUGAGCAGGAGUUGCCAAAGUUGGAUCACCCCAACUGUUUUAAGGAAAAAGUUACUCAGCCUGAGGAGAAGAACCAACAUGCUCCAGAUCUUCUACCUGCCCACAGCAAUUCUAUAGAGGACCAUCUGCGACUGGAUCCCUCAGCUAGCCCCCCAGUACUGAGCUGGCAGGGCUCCCCUGUUUCAGACCUCAGUGAGGAAGAGGAGGAUGAAACAGGGGCCAACAUGGCAGGAGUGAUCAGGAGACCUGUCCUUCAGCCAAGCCCCACUCAUUUGUCUCCAAUCCAAGACCCAGAGGAAAUCCGGAAAGAACCACAUCAUCCCUCGGAUGUGGAGUACUGCCACAGUGACCUGGCCAAACUGUAUGGCAUUGCUGAGCCUUUGAAUGAUGUGGAGGAAGAAGAAGAAGAAGAGAAAGAACCCAUGGCAGAGCAGCAGGACAGUAGCACAACAACCUCUCAGGGACCACAUCUGCAUGACACUGACAGUACCUUGGCCUCAAACAGCCAUAAGUACACCUACAGAGGUGGCCCCUUUUGUCGGCCACCUCCUAACACAGUGGCUGGGGUCAAAUACUCUUCCUCUCUUUCACUGGGACCAGAGAUACCCCCUCCAGAGCAGCACAGCCCAACCUCUCCAUCCCCAAGAGCUGUGUCUCCAGUGGCUAUGCCCUUGACCAGCCUUUCCCCUUCCAUAUCUACCUCAGAUCUUGUAAAGCCUGACAAAAACAUGCAGGCAAAUGAAGAGGGAAAAGAGGAUAGUGAUGUUGAGGAGGAGGGUGAUGACAUGAACAAAGCUGUAGAAUCUUUCAAAGAACCAGUCAGUACCUCUUUGGUGAAGGAGAAUGAGGCCAAGGUGUUGCCACCCACCAUGUCACCUGCUACCUUGCAGGCUAAACUGGUACACAGCUGUGAGAUGCUGCUGAACCAGAGCUCCAGUACCCUCCUUUCAUCAGAUGUGAACACUGGAAAGGAAAAACCUAAAACCAAGCUGGAGAAGAAGAAGCAAGGGCAAGGUUGGGACAGAAAGAGAGAGCAGCAGCAGAAUCAGAAAACAAAUACUGGAGGCAGUGGUAUAGCAGAAGAGCCAAGUUUCAGAGAGGGAAAGGUGCAGCACAAAAAGCAGAAAAGGGACACCAAAAGUGAGAAACAGCAUUGCUCAUCUAGUGAUGAACCCAUCAAGGACCACAACAAACAGGAUUUAUCAGAGAGGAAACCAACAGAGACAGAGAAGAAGCAAAGAAAAGGGAAUAAGGAGAGAGUCAAAGCUAAAGAGGAAAAUAAGGAUGGAGAUGCAGGAAUGACAAAAAAAACCUUCUCCAGCGGAAGUGGCUCCAGUACAGCUCCAGCUGUUCUGGUUCUGUCCACUGUGCCUCUAAAAGAGGUAAAGAUUCAGCUGGUGAAGCUCAAGAUCAGUGGGAGACAAACGUUCAUUGCCUCUGACUUUGAGCAGAAGCGGAUCCCGCUAAAAGAAAUUAGCAUCAACAACAGUGCCACAGACAUCAUUAGAGCCUGCAAAGAUGCGAAGGUGAAGGGUCGUUUCCGUGAGUCCUAUCUGCUUCCAUCUUUGUCUGUGAAGCCUGUGCUGAAUGUCGAGUCUCAGAUUCCCAGAGAGAAGCUCAACCCGCCUACACCAAGCAUCUAUCUUGAAAGUAAAAGAGAUGCAUUUUCUCCGGUGCUACUGCAGUUCUGUACAGAUCCCAAAAACCCGGUUACUGUUAUCCGAGGCCUUGCAGGAUCACUCCGACUCAACCUGGGGUUGUUCUCCACUAAGUCUCUGGUGGAAGCAAAUGCUGAUCAUGCCGUGGAAGUGAGGACGCAGGUACAGCAACCGGCUGAUGAGAACUGGAACACGAGCGGCUCGGCUCAGACGUGGCCAUGUGAGAGCAGCCGAUCUCACACAACCAUCUCAAAGUAUGCUCAAUACCAGGCCUCCAGCUUUCAAGAGAGCCUACAGACCUUUCCCUCCCCCCAGGAAGAGAAGGACAGUGAGGAUGAAGAAGAAGGUGAGAAAAAAACAGAAUCAAUAUCAGAGACUCCGUCCAGCAGCCCACCAUCCACACUGAGUUUAGAGCAGAAGUCCGUCGGCAAAAUCAUCAAGUUUGGUACCAACAUCGAUCUUUCUGACCCAAAGAGGUGGAAGUUGCAGCUGCAGGAGUUGUUAAAGUUGCCCGUGUUCAUGCGUGUCUCCUCCACGGAGAACAUGCUGAGCCAUGUGGGACACACUAUCCUUGGGAUGAACACCGUCCAGCUGUACAUGAAGGUCCCGGGCAGCCGCACACCAGGACAUCAGGAGAACAACAACUUCUGCUCGGUGAACAUUAACAUCGGGCCUGGAGACUGUGAGUGGUUUGCUGUACAUGAACACUACUGGGAGGCCAUCAGCCACUUCUGUGAGAAGAACGGAGUGGACUACUUGACGGGUUCGUGGUGGCCGGUUCUAGAGGAUCUGUAUCGCUCGAACAUCCCUGUCUACCGUUUCAUCCAGCGCCCCGGAGAUUUAGUGUGGAUUAAUGCCGGAACCGUGCACUGGGUUCAGGCUGUCGGCUGGUGCAACAACAUCGCCUGGAACGUGGGGCCGCUGAACUCCUAUCAGUAUCAGCUGGCUCUGGAGCGCUUUGAGUGGAAUGAGGUCAAAAAGGUCAAAUCGAUCGUUCCCAUGAUUCAUGUCUCCUGGAACGUCGCCCGUACAAUCAAGAUCACUGACCCAAGCACUUACAAAAUGAUCAGACAUUGUCUCCUGCAGUCCAUGAAACACAUCCAGAUCUUGAGAGAGCAGCUCAUAGCAGAAGGGAAGAAGAUCUGUUACCAGAGCCGAGUGAAGGACGAGCCGGCCUACUACUGCAACGAGUGUGACGUGGAGGUGUUUAAUCUGCUCUUCGUCACCAGUGAGAGCAGCAAUAGGAAGACCUAUGUGGUGCACUGUGAGGACUGCGCUCGUCGGAGGAGCUCCAGCCUCAGUGGGGUUGUGGUGCUGGAACAGUACAGAGUGGAGGAGCUGAUGAACACUUACGACAACUUCAGCCUGGCUCCUGCGCCGUGUUCAAAAUGAACCCAAGGUGUUUGAUGUCACACAGCCAUGACCAAAUCUCCUGCUCGCUCGCCAGCAGCAGUGCCAACGUUAAGUUCUCUUUAUUUUUUAUCAUUAAUUUUAUUGUCAUUAUUAUUUUUUUUUUUUUAAUCAAAACCACUACUGCGGACUCUCCAAUCCACAAGCUGUUUACUCGACACUGUUUACAGAACCACAUCAGCAGGUGCUUCACCGACUCGCUCGUCUUCCCCCUUCACCAGCUACUGGAGUCACAACGCUGUUAUGAUGCAUUAUAAGCGCUCUGAGGUCAGACCGGCCAGAGACGUGCCACAUACAUACACACCGGUACACUGGACCUGGGUGCGUCAUGCGAACUGUGGGGUUUUUCUUUUUUAAUGAAGCUCAUUCACACUCUGUCACACACACACACACACACGCGCACACACGCACACAGAGCAAACAAACUGCUGUGAUCGUUCACAAUCGCCGAAACGUGUGAACUCAUUCAGGUACUAUUGUAGUUUACAUUUAUGCAAAUGUCUCAGUUUAUUUAUUCGGCGUCUCUGGUGCUUUUAUACGACACAAUAUAACAGCAGGGGAAGGAGCUACACACACAAACACACACGCACACACAUACACACAGGCAUUAUGAGGGGGUGAUGAUACAAUGAUAUUGUCGUGAAUACAUUUACUACAACGCUAAACUUUCUAAAUGCUGUUUGCAUACUGAUCUGGGUGCUAUUAUUUUUACUUUUUUAUUUUUUUAUUUUAAAGGUUUUCAAAAAGAAAUAAAAAAAAAACUUUAACACCAUUUUGGCCUUGUGACAGAAUUAAAAAAUGGAAAAAAAAAUUACAAAAAAACAAGAAAGCAUUAAUGCAAUAUGAAUCAUUUUUACAACAAUAUUGCAUUUUUCUCAGAGCAUUAACAAUUUUCACAAAUGUUAAAAAAAACAACAACAAUACGGGUUCAAAUCUUAUUUGCAUUUGUCCAGAAAACCUUGUGAGUGUUUAGUGAUCUAUUUAGUAUUAUUGAUUUUUUUAAAUAAUAUUGAUGAUUGUUUUUUUUCUGGGGUUUUUUUUUCUUGUUUGUUAUGCAAUUUAUUUUUGAAUAAUUUGAUUUGCGUUCUUUUUUGUGUGUGUGUGUGAUUUUAUUUAUUCAACUUCUUUGGGUGUAUUUAUUAAAGCGUACAUGGUGCUCCUCUAAAUGAGGGAAGUCCAGAUUUUGUAAAUGAAUUUUGUAAAAUUAACCCUUUCAGAUCCAUUUUAUAGGCACAACAUCAAUUGGAAGAAAAAAAAACGGAGUUUAUGGGUUUGACUAAGUCGUGAUGGCGACGUGGGUCUGAAAGGGUUAAUCGUGCUGAUUUCUGAGGUGGUGCUGAUGCUGAGACGGAGGACGUUUAAUUCGUGAUGGUGCUUGAUCCCCCCCUUGGCUCGGCCAUCCCUCGGCGUGUAUAUGAUCUAGAGAAUUACAUAUGAAUAUUAAUGAUAUUAAUCUCACAGCUUGGUGCUUAGAACAAAGUCUGUACAACCUGAAUGUCUUUGUACUGUAUCAGAUUGAAGAGUUUGUUUUUACCUUUUCUUUUCCCAUUCCAUGAAACGACAUAAUGAGAUGUGGAUGACGACUCUCAUAAUUGCUCUUCUUAACAAACUUUUUAAUGAUGAUGAUGUUUCUCUUGCAGUUUUCCAGGAGACUGUGGUUGGUUGCUUUCUGUCCACUCGUCUCUUGAGUGUUGUUUUUUUUUUUUUUACUCUUUAUGAUUUAGGAUUUUACUGUAAAAUAAAAAAAAGGAAUAAAGAAAGAAACAGAGAAAAAAUAAGAAAAAAAAAAAACGAAGUCAGACCUGUCUUAAACAGCUGUGUGAUUUUGUGUGUCAUAAUUGAUAUAAUAAUAAUGAUGAUUAUACCUAUGACUG